AUGAUGGACUCCCUUCUAACUCCUUCAUCUUCCUCCCAUAUGCAAACUCCGGCCACGUCUUAUGACCACGAAGACUUCCUUAACCACAUCUUUGCCUCCGCUCCAUGGUCCUCAGCCGACGAAACUCAUGCUCAUCCGCCUCCUCCUUCCGAUGGCUUCGUCGACUCUAGGAAUCACCAGAUCAUGAUGAUGCCUUUAUCAUCUCACCAUCAAAACGAUAACGUUGAUGGCUCCUCCGCCCACGCUCUUUACAAUGGCUUCUCCGCCACCGGAUCUCUUCCUUUCCACACUCCUCAGGGGUCGGGAGGUGGACUGAUGCACCAACAAGGCCAAACGCAAACGCAACCACAACAGCAAGGGAGUGCAUCUACAAAUACUGGUGGUACUGCGGCAGGACCGUCCCAGGGUAGGACUAAAGUCAGAGCUAGGAGAGGUCAAGCUACUGAUCCUCAUAGUAUCGCCGAGCGGCUACGGAGAGAGAGAAUUGCGGAGAGAAUGAAAGCUCUUCAAGAACUUGUUCCAAACGGCAACAAGACAGACAAGGCAUCGAUGCUGGAUGAGAUUAUAGAUUACGUCAGAUUUUUACAACUCCAAGUCAAGGUACUGAGCAUGAGCAGAUUGGGUGGUGCUGCUUCCGUUUCUUCUCAAAUCUCUGAGGCAGGUGGGCCCCACGGGAACGCGUCAUCCUCCGUCGCCGGAGGUAACCAGCCUACCGGAAACUCCAAUGACGGCUUGACGAUGGCUGAGCAUCAAGUGGCGAAGCUAAUGGAAGAAGACAUGGGCUCGGCGAUGCAAUACCUUCAAGGAAAAGGUCUUUGUCUCAUGCCUAUCUCUUUAGCCACUGCCAUCUCAACCGCCACGAGCCACACUCGUAACUCUUUGAUCCCUGUAGCUGCCGACGUCGGAGGUCGUCCUUCUUCUUCCAAUCUAUCCGGCAAGACCGUGCAGUCAACGAACACGUUGAAGUCAAAUAGCAACGGUAACGGCGUGACUGAUGGAUCGUCGUCUAUCGCCGUCAAAGAGACGGUAUCCAUUUCGAAGCCGUGA
Eruca vesicaria subsp. sativa (arugula) is the source of this 1047-nucleotide messenger RNA. The record is from the annotation of a GenBank genome assembly. Lineage: Eukaryota; Viridiplantae; Streptophyta; Magnoliopsida; Brassicales; Brassicaceae.